This is a messenger RNA of Chrysoperla carnea, 739 nucleotides long. Its product is annotated as nucleoporin NUP42-like. Bases 68 to 658 code for a protein of 196 amino acids. The record is from RefSeq and is a predicted model, not a curated record. NCBI's taxonomy places the organism in Eukaryota, Metazoa, Arthropoda, Insecta, Neuroptera, Chrysopidae. The transcript is spliced from 2 exons.
UCAAGACUAAACAUUCACUAAAACAUUUCUUUUGUUUAAAAAAACAAUUAUUUAUUACUACAGAAAAAUGUUCGAAAAGACAAUUAUCUUCACUUUGGCUACAGUAUGUGUGGUAGUUUCAUCAUACCCAAUGAAUUUCGAAGAUGAAGCAGAACUAUACAGCGAUUACAUAACAAUCCCAGCCCAACGAGUACGUCGUUCACCUUUCGGUGCCUUCGGAUCCAGAAACAAUAAUCCAGGUGGUGGUUUUUCAAAUAAUGCUGGAUUCCAACAUGGACCAUUCAGUGCAUCUGUUUCACAAGGUUUCAAUCGUCAUGGUAUGGGUGGUCCACAAACAUUUAGUGGUGGUGCUAAUUUUGCUAAUCCAAAUACUGGAAGUGGUGUGAAUUUUGGCGUGAAUAAAACACCAUCAUUUGGCGGAAGUGCUACCGCAGGAGGUUCAAUUAAUUUACAUCAUACACCAAAUGGUAACUUGAAUGCUGUAGGACAACAUACUCAACAUUAUGAUAAAGAUUGGAAUCGUGUUGGACAAUCAAAUUUUGCUGGUCUACAAUAUCAAAAUAAGGAUACAAGUGUUGGUGUAGGUGCUACACAUGUGGAUCCUAAAUGGGGAAAAGGUGAAACACAAUAUGGUGUGAAUGUUGAAAAGAAAUUCUAAAAUGUUUACUCGAGGAAUGAUUAUUUAUUUUUUGUAAUAUUAGUUAUAUUUAAGCUAAAUAUACGUUUAAUUUUCUCAUAA